Messenger RNA from Folsomia candida, 1503 nucleotides. RefSeq lists its product as uncharacterized. The coding region runs from base 204 to 914 and encodes 236 amino acids. The record is from RefSeq and is a predicted model, not a curated record. Lineage: Eukaryota; Metazoa; Arthropoda; Collembola; Entomobryomorpha; Isotomidae. The transcript has 3 exons.
GUUGUAUGCCAUUGCUGGGAUGCAAAUAUUACAUAUCCACAUCUCUCCCCAUCAGCUGUACUUUUACAUUUUACAUACUUGAUCUUUACCGGGAUCACCAAUUUUAAGCUGUUGUUUUACCGUUUAAGGAAGAAAACAAUUGUUGAGUGCGAGCAAUUUAUAGAAUAGCCCCCCAAAAUAAUCAAAUAACGAACAGCCCCACUAUGGCCGACCCCGACUCGGACGACGACCUGGAAUGCUUCACCCUAAACACCCAAAAAUACACUACCGCCUUAAUAAAAUUCAACAAUGCGAUUCCCACCUUCGAAGCCAUGGUCCCCUCCGUGGUCGCCCUCUCAUACCGCGAUCGAGCCGCCUUCGUCGUCGAGAAGUAUGAAGAGCACCUCUUCGCCCUGCACGACCGUCCCACCCACCUCCUCAUGGGCUUCCUCCGCGACAUCGACGAACUCGCCACGUUCUGCACCGCCGUCACGCUGGGAUGGCGUCUCUGGCCCGAUUACUGGGUCGGGCUGCAGCUUAUGCUCAACUAUCUGGCGGACGAAACCCUGAUCGAAGACGUGAAACGGGUGGACACCCUGUUUUUGGCUACGUUGAAGGAAAUCGCGUUAAAAGACGGGUGGCGAAAUUGUCCCGCGUCAGGACCCGCGUUAUCUGCCCAGGCGAAGAAAAUCUUGAUCCGGUACAAAUCAGAGGAGGGCCGACCUCUUGAAGGAAUUAUGACCGGGUUGUCGCUGGGGGAAGGAGUCGACAAGAAAAUUUGUGAAGGGAUUGAUUGCUUAGAAAUUGAGACGGACGAGGUGAAAUUUUUGCGAUGUGGGAAAUGCAAGAAGGCAGCUUAUCAUUCGAAAGAGUGUCAGGUUAAGGCGUGGAAAGGGGGGCAUAAGAAGGUAUGUGCCCCACCACAACAGCAGUGAAGAUGGAAAUAUUUGUGUAAAUCAUUGAUAAUGCAAUUCAUGUAGCCCUUGGUAACAUUGUAAAAUUCGUAAAUUUUGCAAAAUAAUUUAUAAACUUUGACAAAAUGGAAGACUAGAAAGUUCACAAAAAUUUGGAAUCUAAUAUUUUUUAAAAGUGUGCAAAACUUGUAACUUUACGGAUUUGACCGAGGACUCCGUGAAAUGUUGACCAAUUGAGGAUAAACAUCUUAUUUAUUGACGAUGGAGAAAUUUUAAUAGAUCGUCAUUGAGCAAAUGCAUAAAAGUAGAAAUCGUGUCAGUAUGAAUUAAAAUGUCAAAAUUAUUUAUACUGAGAACCUAUGUAUCUAUGUAACAAGUUCACUAAUAAUAUAACUCUUUAGUAAACUUUUGUAACAUUGAAAUAAUAAAUACAUAUGCCUUAUUAUUAAUUCUGCAUUAUCUAAAUAAGUAUAUCAAGAUUUGUAACUUUAUUACCUAAAAUUUAAUAAUUUGUUAAACUUGUAACAUUGUUGUUAUCUAAAUCCAUGCGUAGAGCGGAGCCAUUGCAUGCAUGACAUAACAAUUAACAAUAAAAUUGAUUACAGAACUA